This is a messenger RNA of Osmia lignaria (orchard mason bee), 3420 nucleotides long. RefSeq names its product centriole duplication and spindle assembly protein centrobin (gene Cnb). The record is from RefSeq and is a predicted model, not a curated record. NCBI's taxonomy places the organism in Eukaryota, Metazoa, Arthropoda, Insecta, Hymenoptera, Megachilidae. Gene Ontology annotation, biological process: mitotic cytokinetic process; centriole replication; centrosome separation. Gene Ontology annotation, cellular component: centriole; centrosome.
AAAAUUUUGUUUACAUGACUGACUUUUUAAAGGGGUGUGUAAAUAUGGUGUAAAUACUUCUGGUGGAUAUUUGGCGAAUGCAGUAAUUGGAUUUAACUUGCUUUGAUAAAGGGAAACAUAAAUGGAUAAUGAGCGAUUCAGAUGAUACAGAUGUUUUGCUUCUAAUUCCACCUGACCUCUUCCUAGUACCAUCAUCUUCAGAGUCUGAUGUUAGUUCUGAUCAAGUGAACACAGACUUUAGUAGUAAAAGAUCUGGAGUGAUAUCAGAACUUGUGGGGCAUAUGCAAUCACUGGAAAGCAGAAUUUCUGCUAUUGAAUCCAAAGAUAACAGUUUAGAUGCUACUUUGCUAAACAAUUCAUUGGAUUCAAAAAUUCAAAACAACUCUGGUGCCAAAUUAAGGCAGACUUUACCUAGAACUAGAUUCUCUAUAAGUCAAAGUUCUAGUUUACAAAAUACACCUAUAAAACCCUGUCAAUCCCUGUCUGUUCCAACAACUCCCAGUUCAUUGUCAAAUCAUAUUAAUUUCCAUCAAAAUGAUGUGAAGUCAGAGGAUCAUUUUCCUAUGGCUAUCGGUACUAAUGCAACUAACACUAAUGAAUACAACAAGAAUAAGCAUGACCCUGUAAUGUCCCAUUCCUCUGUGGUGCUAUCUUCUACUGCUUGCAAUGUGGGUUUCCCGCAUGUUACUUUCUCCAAAAGGGAACCAUGUUCUUAUUCAACUAAUAGUACAAAUACAAAUAAUAUGUAUGUUAAACCGUGUUCUAAUCAGUUGCAUUCAAUGCCAUCUACCUCAACUUUGUUCAGCCCAAGGGAACAGCCAUCAUACUCUAAAACUAGCAUACAAGAAAUGGAGCUCUUUGAAGUUGAUGAACUGCUUCAAGAAAUGGAAGCCACUGAACUAGAGUUAUCAAAAAGAAUCAAUAGAGUUUCAAUGCAUAAAUGUCUUAAGGAAAAAAAUGGUGCGUUAUCGUCUAACGAAAACGAUGAUAUCUGUAGAAGUAAUAAUCGUAAUAGCAUGUACAGGCAUUCAAUCAAUAGAAAGUUGGAAUAUGAGCCACAACAUCAUGAUAUUCUGUCGGCUUUACCUCAAAGGAAAUGUUCUGAAAUUUUUCCUGAUAUAUCCUUACCAUACAAUAAUUCAUUCCAAUCAAAUGAGACUGAUAAAAUGAUCUCGGCAUUUAAAACAUGGGAACAGAGUACACAGAAAUCACUUUCAAAGACUGGAGAAACAGAAAAUACGAAUGACUUAAAGAACAUAAAUAAUGCUAAUAAAUCAGUAGCAAAAGCAUCUGAUACGAAGAAACAAGAAACAGUUACUGAGCAAGCUAAAACAUCAGAUGCUUUAUUGCUUAAUGAAUUAACAAAGUAUAACACUGCAACAUCAACAAUGAGCACUGAAUAUAAUUUACCGCAUUUAUCAGAAACAUAUCAAAGUUCUGAACAGAAUGGUAAUGUCAGGCAUAUGAAAGAAACGAGUGAUGUUCCAUUUGUUAAGAGUAUUUGUCAUGCUUCAACAAAUACAGAUUUUUUCCCAAGGAAAUCGCAACGACUUUUAUCAUUAUCAGAUUUCUGGGAUAACAACGGCACUAAGUCGCAAGAAGAAAUUCGUAGAAUUAAAUUAGAAGAAGAAAAAUUUCGUCGAGAGCAUUGUGAACACCUAAUACAGGAACUUCAGAAACGGCUGUUAGAACAGCAGGAGAAAGUAGCUGUAGCACUUAGAGUAGAUAACGAAAAAAAUGAAUUGAUAGGACAAUUUCACAAUGCUUGGUCUAAGUUGAAGCAACGCGUUUACGUUUUAGAAAGCGAGUACAAUGCUUUGCAAACAAAUUUUAAACAUGUAACAGAAAAGCAUCAGUUAGAAAUAUCAGAAUUUCAGUCCCAAAUUAAACGUUCUGAAGGUGAAUUAUCGAAGGCUCUAGACUUAGCAGCAGGGUACAAAGAAAAGAAUGAUACAGCAAUGAAAGAAAGAGUAGAAUUAUUAAAAACUCAUGCUGAUGAAUUAGAAACUUACAAAUCCUUUGUACAAGAAGCAGAGAAUAGAUAUGAACAAUUAAAACUAGAAUAUAGUAAAUUAUCAGAUAGAAAUCAACAGACUGAAGAAGUGUUAAAGAAUCUUCAGCAAGAGUUAGGUAAAGAGAGAUUAAAGGGUGGAGAAGUUAGAAAUGAAAUGGAUGUUAUUCAUAAAGCAUUAGAUACUUGUGAAGCUGAACUAAUUGUUUUAAGACAAGAAAAAGAAAAUUUACAAUUGAAAGUGAAAGAAGAAAACAAUCGAAACGCUAUUCUAGAACAAAAAAAUAUUUCACUGCUUUCCUUACUUGAUGAUGCGAAAAAGGCAGAGAAAUUAGCUAAGGAUGAAACAAAAACUCUUGAAGAAGAGAAAGAAAAAAUUAGAUCAGAAUUACAAGAAAUCUAUCAGAAACAGGUUGAUGAAGUUGUCAAAGUAAAGUUGCAGGAAUUUCAGACUCAACUUGAUACAGCUGAGUCAGAAUUUCUUGAGGAAUUAAAAACUAGACAACAAGUUAUUGCUGAAUGUGCAGCUAGGAAAAUUAAAGAUAUUAUAGAUAAGCAUCAAUUAGAAAUCAAUUUAUUAGAAGAGAAACAUAAAGAAGAGAAACGAUUAUGUGAACUUCAGUUAGCUGAAGCUUUACAGAAAUCUAGCAUGUUAGAAACACAAUUGAAUUCUCAACGGGCCACUAAGUCCCAACUUGCAGAACAGCUUCAUUCUGUAAUGCAAAGGCAAUGGCAAAAAGCUUUACAAAUUAUAUCAGGCGGUAACAUGGAAAAUUUGACACCGCUUCAAAAAAUUCAUGCUGAAAAAUUGUUCGAGUAUAAAGGUCCAAAAAAGUCUGAAUCAAUGCCAAAUUGUUGUACAAAACUUUCCCAAGAACCAAUUAGAUUAACGACACAAUUGUCGGACGUAAAAAAUUUUCAUGAUUAUAAUGGAAGUAUGAGUAGCAUGACGCCAAUUGAUGAUACUCCAUUAACAAGUAGAAAAGAAACAAAGGAUGAUCUUAGAAAAUAUAUAAAAAUGAUUGCUGAGCUACAACAGUCAAAGGAAGAAUUUUCCAAAAUCAGAGAAAAUAUUCCAAGCCCCUCCUUAGUUUGUAGAGAAGUGCCACGGAAACAUUACUUAAAACAGGAAUCGAGUAUUAAAGAUGAAGAUAGUAGUACGUGGCAACCAGUAUCAGAUGCUACUCAUGAUACUAGUGAAUUUAUUCCAAUCCCUCAAAAAGUAUUUACUAAAGGAGAUCAACAGAAGAUUAAACCACCAUGGAAAUGACCUGUUAUCAGUAAUUUUAUAGAUGAUAUCGGUAUCGAUGAAGUUGAUUAUGUCCAACCAAUGUAUUUAGCUAGCUAUAAUUAAGAUGUAUGCAACAGAUAUUUUUUACUUUUAAUAAAAUAAAUUUUAUACAAUACAA